UUUGACUAAGGAGGGCCUACACCAAAAAUCAGCACUCUGCCUUUGGCUUCAUCCAGAGUUUCGGUGUUCAAAUUCUGUCCACAUGAAAUUAAGAAAAAGAAGCACUUGACCGGUGAAAGUAUAAGGAAAGGCUGGAAAAAACAAUCAGAGAUCGAAACUGCCAGAGACAAAGCGAGCGAGGAAAGAAACUUCGAAUUUAGUUUGUAGCAACAGUGGAUAAUGGGAACUGUUCUCGAUUCCCACUUCUUAGCACUCACAGCGCUUGUCACUGUGGGUUAUCAGUUCUUCUUCUUCGUAAUCACCGCUCUUCUCAAGUUCGACAAAGUCACAGACUUUGCUGGUAGCACCAACUUCAUUAUACUUUCUGUAUUGACUCUUAUUUUGAAAGGAUCAUGGCAUUUUAGGCAGGUAGUCUUGACCUUGCUUGUGGUAAUAUGGGGUCUUCGCCUAGGACUAUUUCUAUUAAUGAGGAUUUUGCAGUGGGGAGAAGAUCAACGUUUUGAUGAAAUGCGUUCCAAUUUGGGCAAAUUGGCAGUUUUCUGGAUAUUUCAGGCUGUUUGGGUAUGGACUGUGAGUCUACCAGUAACAGUUGUUAAUGCAAGUGACAGGGAUCCAUCACUUCAGGCUGAAGAUAUUAUUGGGUGGAUUAUAUGGUCUGUGGGCUUUACUGCUGAAGCCACAUCAGAUCAGCAAAAACUGUCAUUCAAGAACUCUCCUAACAACAGAGGGAAGUGGUGCAACAUUGGGCUCUGGAGAUUCUCUCGCCAUCCAAACUACUUUGGUGAGAUUUUUCUUUGGUGGGGAAUCUUUGUGGCUUCCACACCUGUAUUGGAAGGGGCAGAAUGGCUUGUCAUUCUGGGGCCAAUCUUUCUUACUCUGUUGCUUUUUUUUGUCAGUGGCAUACCAUUGCUCGAGGAAUCAGCAGAUAAGAAAUAUGGCAAUUUGGCUGAAUACAGGAUGUAUAAAAAAACAACUAGCCCCCUUAUUCCUUUGCCCCCGGCUGUUUACGGGUCUUUGCCUGCAUGGUUCAAAGGCACUUUUCUUUUUGAGUUUCCUCUCUACAGUCGAAAUCUUCCUCAAGAAGAAAGAUCCAACUGAGCUACAAGGGAAACCUACUCAGAAAAUAGUUCCAUGUCCAAUGCCAAGGAAAAUUGCAAAGUUGACUUUCAUAAGUCACACCAUUUACCACAGGAGAAAGACCUUGGUCAUUCGUGUUUUCAUGCCCUGCAUAUCUCUCUGGAGCGAAGAUAUUGGAACUAUCAUUCUUUCCACUUGGCAUUUUGGGAGAGCAUUGGUUGUAUCAUGCUGUUAUUUUGUUCAUUGUAUAAAUCAGUUGUCUAAUGUUAUUCUAAGUGUUUUAGUAGCUAAGGUACUGGUUUGCUUUGCAUCUCCGCCUGACUAUUAAAUUGUGUAUUUUUGGGUAUUCUGGUUUGUAUUUUUAUGUUCUUUCUAUGAAAAUUUUUGCUUUUGUAAUCACAUUUUCAACCUAUACCAUAGUAAUUUUUUUUAUAAUUGUAUACAGCUGUACUUGUAUUUGUUAUUUAGUACAAUCCUGCUGGUGACAUCCUUUCUGUC
Messenger RNA from Nelumbo nucifera (sacred lotus), 1575 nucleotides. RefSeq lists its product as uncharacterized. Gene Ontology annotation, cellular component: membrane. Lineage: Eukaryota; Viridiplantae; Streptophyta; Magnoliopsida; Proteales; Nelumbonaceae. The record is from RefSeq and is a predicted model, not a curated record.